This is a messenger RNA of Paracoccidioides brasiliensis Pb18, 1377 nucleotides long. RefSeq names its product tryptophan-tRNA ligase. The record is from RefSeq and is a predicted model, not a curated record. Gene Ontology annotation, molecular function: ATP binding; tryptophan-tRNA ligase activity. Gene Ontology annotation, cellular component: cytoplasm. The coding region runs from base 1 to 1377 and encodes 458 amino acids. Gene Ontology annotation, biological process: tryptophanyl-tRNA aminoacylation. The transcript has 9 exons.
AUGUCUGCCCCGCCCCCUCCUGGUAUGGCGGAAGUCAUAGUUCCGGUACUCGACGGAGAGAAAAAAGCGGCCACUGAACAACAAAUUGACCCUUGGAACGUUGAAGCAGGGCAUGAUGAGCAAGGAAAUACUCUUGCCAUUGAUUAUGUGGCCAUUUCACAGAAAUGGGCGACCAAAUUAAUAGACGACGAGCUCCUUCAGCGCUUCGAACGCCUUACGGGCCACAAGCCACAUCGCUGGUUGAGACGCGGUCUCUUCUUUUCGCAUCGCGAUUUUGACCAUAUCCUCAACAAAUACGAAGCGGGGGAGCCUUUCUUCAUGUACACUGGGAGAGGCCCGUCAACUGAUGCGCUGCAUUUGGGUCAUACAAUUCCCUUCUCGUUUACAAAGUGGCUGCAGGAUGUAUUUGAUGUCCCACUGGUGAUUAUGCUUACAGACGACGAAAAGGCCCUCUUCAAGGAUAAUCUCAACUUCGAAGAUACCCAUAAAUUUGGAUUGCAGAAUGCGAAGGAUAUAAUCGCUUGCGGAUUUGACCUUAAGAAGACUUUUAUAUUCAGUGAUCUGGAUUAUGUUAAAGGUCACUUUUUAAUGAACGUUUGGGAAUUCUCAAAGCUCGUAACCUUCAACCAGGUUCGAGGAGCUUUUGGGUUUAACGAGAGCACGAAUAUUGGUCGGAUAGUGUUUCCAGCGGUGCAAUGUGCGGCCGCAUUUGCAACAUCAUAUCCAGAAAUCUGGUCCGAUAACCCGCCAACAGAGCGGACGAAGGCUAUAGGGAAAAUCCCGUGCUUAAUUCCGAUGGCUAUUGAUCAGGACCCAUAUUUCCGGCUCGUACGUGACAACGCUUCUCGUAUGCGAUAUCCAGGGCCAAAGCCUGCUUUAAUCCAUUCCAAAUUCCUUACCGCUCUGCAAGGCACUGGGGGCAAAAUGAGCGCAAGCGAUCCUAACUCUGCAAUUUUUAUGACGGAUACACCAAAUCAGAUCAAGAAUAAAAUCAACAAGCACGCAUUUAGCGGAGGAAGAGACACUGUAGAAGAGCAUAGGAGAUUAGGCGGCAACCCUGACGUCGACGUUUCGUUCCAGUACCUCUCAUACUUCGAAGAAGAUGACGAGAAACUUAAGCGGAUAGAGGAAGGGUAUCGGAAAGGAGAGAUUCUGACGGGAGAGUUGAAGAAAAUGGCCAUUGAUCUGCUGCAAGAGUAUGUGGCAGAGUUCCAGCAGCGGAGAAAACAUGUCACGGAUGAGCUUUUGAAGCAGUAUAUGACUCCCCGGAAACUGGAGUGGAAGGGAAAUCCCAACCCCAAGCCCAAGGAGGUCAAACCAAAGGAUACAAAAUCGAAAGAAUGCAAGGAAAAGACGAACGCGAAAAAAGCAGGAUGA